Molecule: messenger RNA, 753 nt
Organism: Helobdella robusta
Lineage: Eukaryota; Metazoa; Annelida; Clitellata; Rhynchobdellida; Glossiphoniidae
Exons: 3
Coding region: 1-753 (250 amino acids)
Source: RefSeq, a predicted model, not a curated record
AUGUGCACACCCGCUACAACGCAGUGGCAGAGCCUGGAGAUGAGUGUGGAGAUGCAUUCCUCGAGCAAAAUCAUACUGGAUCCAGCACUGCCAGUGCACACUCAUUCGCUUUGUCAUGUCGAAAAAAAAUUUGUUGAAAAAUUUAAUUUAACAAUGCUCUCAGAAUUUAUGAAGGCAAGGAUGAUAAAACAAAGAAUACACGUGAAAAAUUUAUUAAAUGUACAAAAUCUACGAGAGCCAGUUGAUGUUUGCAAUGUUGCCAAUGUGAAUCUAUUUGCCAUUCAAGCCGUACAACAAUACCAAAUAAUGUCAGUACUUUUAUACGUACAAGCAACAAUGUUAAAUGGUUUUGUGACAUAUGCAUCAAGACUACAGCAAAUGUCAAGUAUCGCAAUUAAGUCAGAUGUGGAAGUUACAAGAAAUGCCAUUAAUUCAAGUGAAGCCAGGUUGAAUAAACUUGGUGGUUCAGAUUUGAAUGACAAAAUGCAGUCAUUAAAACAUGAUAUAAAGUCAACUUUUGCUUCGGUUGUCUGUCAAGAAGUCAAAAAGAACGUUGACGUUUUCAAUGCUGCAGUUAAAAACUUGCAUAAAACUUUGAUUGAAGCCGUCGAUGUGACAGAUAGAGAAAUAAAGGCAGAUAGUGUAAUGUUGUUUCGACUGCCUGAAUGUGUCAACGAUAAAGACAGUUUUUUUUUAAUUUUAAAUUACUUAACGGAUGAUGCCAUGUGUGACAAAAUGUUCAAAAAAAUGUGA